AUGCGCAGCACGGAGCGUGAAGCUGGUGACUUCCUGGACGCCUCCACGUCCUUGGACGCCACCACCAGCUUCCAGGAGUCAGGCAUCUUCGACACGUCAUGCGAGCUGGUGCAUGUGACCACGCAGACCGACCUGUCCCAGGGCGGUCCGCUGUCUGCCUCCGGCCAUGAGCUGAAAAUGAAGUCGGAAUGCGACCUGCAGCAGGCGGAGAGCGACCUUCAGAGCGCGGUGGCGCGCCUGGCCGCCAUCCGCUCGGCCGUGCAAGGCGCGACUUGCGCCACCUCAGGUUGCAGGACCUCCAGCAAGGCGGAGUAUGACAGCUUCGUGGAGGGCGAGCGGCGUCUUCAGCACGAGCUUGAGCACCUCAAGUGCGAGAAGGAGCAUUUGACCGUCGAGUGUGAGUCGCUCAAGAACCAGAUCACGUCGCUCAAGACCGGGUAA
This is a messenger RNA of Penaeus vannamei (Pacific white shrimp), 441 nucleotides long. Lineage: Eukaryota; Metazoa; Arthropoda; Malacostraca; Decapoda; Penaeidae. The record is from RefSeq and is a predicted model, not a curated record.